ACUCUUUAAGUAGUAUAUAAGUGUUCUACCAGAAAGCAAAAGUUAUCCACUUCAAUAAUGGCUUUCCUUUGGCUUGUAUCCUGCCUGGCUUUAGCCACCACAGUUUAUGGCUGUGGCCAACCUGAAAUCGCUCCAGUGGUGACUGGCUAUGCCAGGAUUGUGAAUGGUGAGGAAGCAGUUCCAGGUUCUUGGCCUUGGCAAGUCUCCCUGCAGGAUUCCACUGGAUGGCACUUUUGUGGUGGGUCCCUUAUUAGCAAUGAGUGGGUUGUAACUGCUGCUCACUGUGGUGUUGGGGCCAGAGAUAAAGUGGUUCUUGGAGAGCAUGACCGUGGUUCAAACGUGGAAAAAAUCCAGUCUCUUGCUGUUGCUAAGGUCUUCACACACCCACAGUGGAAUUCCAACACAAUCAACAAUGAUAUUUCCCUAAUUAAGUUGGCUACUCCAGCUGUCUUCAGCCCAUCUGUGUCUCCAGUUUGUCUGGCUAAUAUUGGAGAGGAUUAUGUUGGAGGACGCAUCUGUGUUACCAGUGGCUGGGGAAAGACCAGAUACAACUCAUUUACCACACCAAACCAACUGCAGCAAACUGCUCUGCCUCUGCUGACAAACGAUCAGUGCAAGAGCUACUGGGGAACUAAUAUCCUUGGCACAAUGAUCUGCGCUGGUGCUGCUGGCUCCUCCUCCUGCAUGGGUGAUUCUGGUGGACCACUUGUAUGCCAGGACAGCGGUGCAUGGUCACUUGUUGGCAUUGUGUCCUGGGGAAGCAGCAGUUGCUCAACAAGCACUCCAGCUGUGUAUGCCCGUGUCACAGUUCUCCGUUCUUGGGUUGACGAGAUUGUUGCCUCCAACUAAAACAGUCCUAUAAGAAGUACAGAAAUUACAUUGUCAAAUGUAAUUUAAUUAAAUAUUCAGUCCUGGAAUAAAAUGUCAGUGAAAAAAAUUCUUGUUUCGA
This is a messenger RNA of Xenopus laevis (African clawed frog), 949 nucleotides long. Its product is annotated as chymotrypsinogen A-like. The transcript has 7 exons. Bases 58 to 849 code for a protein of 263 amino acids. The record is from RefSeq and is a predicted model, not a curated record. NCBI's taxonomy places the organism in Eukaryota, Metazoa, Chordata, Amphibia, Anura, Pipidae.